Sarcophilus harrisii (Tasmanian devil) is the source of this 939-nucleotide messenger RNA. Its product is annotated as olfactory receptor 13C9-like. Gene Ontology annotation, molecular function: olfactory receptor activity; G protein-coupled receptor activity. Gene Ontology annotation, biological process: G protein-coupled receptor signaling pathway. The record is from RefSeq and is a predicted model, not a curated record. The transcript has a single exon. Bases 1 to 939 code for a protein of 312 amino acids. Gene Ontology annotation, cellular component: membrane. Lineage: Eukaryota; Metazoa; Chordata; Mammalia; Dasyuromorphia; Dasyuridae.
AUGGAAGGAGCCAACUGGACAUCUGGGAGAGACUUUGUUCUACUAGGGUUUUCAGAAUACUCAAAAAUUGAAGUGCUCAUUUUUCUCUUAUGUCUGGUAAUGUACAUGGUAAUUCUACUGGGGAACAGUAUUAUAUUUAUUUUGACCAUUCUGGAUGGUCACCUUCACACACCAAUGUAUUUUUUCCUCAGUAAUCUUUCCUUCUUAGAUAUAUGUUUUACAUCCUCUUUUGUCCCCAAAAUGUUGACAAAUUUCUUAAUGGAGAGAAAAACCAUCUCCUUUUCUGAGUGUAUGAUUCAAGUGUAUAUUUCCCUUGCCAUGGGAUCUACAGAAUGCGUGCUCCUAGCCACAAUGGCUUAUGAUCGGUACAUGGCCAUCUGUAAUCCCCUCAGAUACCCUAUAAUUAUGAACAAGAGACACUGUGUACAGCUCGUGGCUGCAUCCUGGGUUGUAGGUUUUCUGAACUCAACUAUGGAAACAGGUCUAGUAAUAAGGUUGCCCUUUUGUGGCAAAAAUAUAAUAAAUCAUUUUUUUUGUGAAAUUUUAGCCAUACUAAAGCUGGCCUGUGUUGACAUCUCCUUGAAUGAAAUUAUUAUGUUGAUAGACAGCAUAACACUUGCUUUCUCCCCAUUAUUGCUAAUUAUUAUUUCCUAUAUUUUUAUUCUUUCUGCCAUCCUGAGAAUUAAUUCUGCAGAAGGCAGGAAAAAAGCCUUUUCUACUUGUUCAGCACAUUUGACUGUGGUGAUUGUGUUUUAUGGGACCAUCCUCUUUAUGUAUAUGAAGCCUAAGUCCAAAAAUUCAAUUACAGACAAAUUUGUCACAUUAUUCUAUUCAGUAGUGACCCCUAUGUUGAAUCCCAUCAUCUACAGCCUUAGGAACAAGGAGGUAAAUGCAGCCAUGAGAAAUGUGCUAAAAAGAUUACCCUUCAUGAGGUGCUAA